Molecule: messenger RNA, 381 nt
Organism: Soboliphyme baturini
Lineage: Eukaryota; Metazoa; Nematoda; Enoplea; Dioctophymatida; Soboliphymatidae
Source: the annotation of a GenBank genome assembly
AUGGCGACCCCUCCGUCAAUUACGGUCGAAACGGUGGACACGGUCCAACCGUCGUGGUCUAACCGGAAGUCGGACUACGAGCUGAAGGACCUGAUAGGUAUCGGCGCCACAGCGUCCGUCUAUUCAGCAGUCUAUCUGCCGAGGAACGAAAAGAUCGCGAUCAAGCGAAUCAACCUUGAAAAGUGCAACACCAGCAUGGAUGAACUUCUGCACGAAAUACAAGCCAUGAGUCAGUGCAAUCACGAGAACGUGGUUAACUACUACACGUCAUUCGUUGUCGACGAAGAACUGUGGGUAGUCAUGAAGUUGUUGUCCAGAGGUACGAGUAGCUUGGACCGUAUGUGUGUCGUACCAUCGCCAUUCAUUGAACUUAACUUGUAG